GCCCAGCCGGCUUCCGCCGGGAAUGAAGAGGGUUGCGGUUGGCUCCGGUCCCGCGGACCCCACGCGCGUCCGUGGAGCCCUCGGGCGACUUCCAUGAGCCCCUCCCAUCGCUCUGAGACCCGCUGAGUUUGCUUCCAUUGUCCUCUCGGCCGCGGGCUCCGGAACACCCGUGCGAGCCCACUGCUGAUGCACAGACUGCCAUUGCGCCGCUGUCACACCGUGCGUCCCCCGCCCCAUGGAGCCGCCCGCUGGUGCCGCGGCGACCGUAAAAGAUCCAGACCAUGACCCCGUGAAGACCAAGGUCUCGGCGCCCGCCGCGGACCCCAAACCCAGGACAUCGUCACAGAAGGCGGGGCACUCGUUACAAGAUUGGGACACCAUAGCCACCGUGGGCACUGGGACCUUUGGCCGUGUAAACCUGGUGAAGGAGAAGACAGGCAGGCAAUACUGUGCCUUGAAGAUUAUGAGUAUCCCAGAUGUCAUCCGCCUGAAACAGGAACAGCAUGUGCAGAAUGAGAAAGCAGUCCUGAAGGAAAUAAACCAUCCCUUCCUCAUUAAACUGCUUUGGACAGGCCAUGACAACCGCUUCCUAUACAUGUUGAUGGAGUUCGUGCCUGGUGGUGAGCUCUUCACCUACCUGCGUAAUCGUGGCCGAUUCUCCUCAGUUGCUUCAGUCUUCUACGCCACAGAGAUUGUGUGUGCCAUAGAAUAUCUACACUCAAAGGAAAUCGUAUACAGGGACCUGAAGCCUGAAAACAUCCUUCUAGACAGGGAAGGACAUAUUAAACUGACAGACUUCGGCUUCGCCAAGAAACUGGUGGAUAGGACAUGGACUCUCUGUGGGACACCAGAAUAUCUCGCCCCAGAAGUCAUUCAGAGCAAAGGUCAUGGAAGGGCUGUGGACUGGUGGGCACUGGGCAUUCUUAUAUUCGAGAUGCUGUCUGGGUUUCCCCCAUUUUUCGAUGACAACCCGUUUGGGAUUUACCAGAAAAUCCUUGCAUGCAAAAUAGAUUUCCCCAGACAAUUGGAUUUCACCUCUAAGGACCUCAUCAAGAAGCUGCUGGUGGUGGACAGGACCCGACGCCUAGGCAACAUGAAGAAUGGGGCAGAAGACAUCAAGCGGCACCGGUGGUUCCGAGGUGUGGAGUGGGAAUCUGUGCCACAAAGAAAACUGAAGCCACCCAUUGUGCCCAAGUUAUCGGGUGAUGGUGACAUCUCCAACUUUGAGACUUAUCCAGAGAGUGAAUUGGACAAGACACCUUCUGUAUCUGACAAAGACCUGGAAACAUUCAAAAAUUUCUGAGGAUGAGAACUCAUGUCUGAAAGAUGUAUGUGAAGACAUCGAUACCACACCAUACCACACCACAGCACAACAUACCACACCAAUGGCCAGAACCUUUUUUGUCGUACGUUUCCAUUUCCUACUAUGAAACUAGAAGGUUUGGUGUGUGUAUUCCAGUUCCUGAAAGAUCAAUACAAUCAUCACCCUUGGAACCCAGCCUCAUUUCAACAACUGGAAACCUGCCCAAUGAGAAUUCGCAAAACCUGUUAAAUUGUAGGUUUUCUCCUUCUUCAUGAGUCUUGUGUUUGUGCUGUGAAUUUUGUUUCUUUUUUUGUUUGUUUGUCUUUCUACUGAACUUUUUAAGUUUGAAUUUGACCCAUUUGGUUUUAUGGCUGUCAGUGUAUAUGUGCACAGAAAUUGUGCAAACUGGAAAUUUUGGCACUUUGUGCUUGUGACAUGUUCAUUUUUUAAAGCUUUCUGAAAAAUCUUUCACCCUACAGGCAAAAAAAAAAAGGGUGAGAUAUAUGCUUUUUAAAAAUGCCUUUCUAUGCAUUUUGCAAUCAUUUGUGUACAUUGUUUAUUUAGUUACUGUUUGUUUAUUUAGUUCCUUUCUGGUCACUUUAAACUUGGAAGUCAGGAAGCCACAUGCCCUGCAGACCCUUAUUCAGAUAUAGCACAAAUGUGUGGCUUUCCUCCAAUCUUCCAGUUUAGAUGUUUUCAGUAAAAUAUCCCUUCCUAAAGUUAAGCCAGAACUCUGCAUACAGCAUGGCACCUGGGUGCAAAGAUUGCCUUUUUAUGAUAAUACAAAUGUACCCACAUCCCCACAAGGGAACUUUAAGGAUCCACCCCUUAAGCCCCUCCCUCCUCUGUUGUAAAUGGCAUUUUCUUCUCACCAUCUUAACUUUGUUCUCCCAGCCAUGUCCGUCCGUGAAAACUCAGGUUCCAGGCCGGGAACUUCUAUGAAAGUUUGUACAGAGCUGUAUUUUUGGUGAGCUUUCUCAGUGCUUUCCAAUAUGCAAACUAACUGGGUUAUGUACCUCAAACAAACAAACACAUACAGGAGAUAGAAUGCAGGAUUAUAAUCAAGUCCUGUCAGUAGAUGUUUGCUAUUAAGUAGGAAAUAACAUGAAAUUAGCAUAGGAAAUAUUGCCUUAAUUCUAAACACACAUGGGGAGAUCACACAUGCGCACAUGCACCCUCUGUGUGCUCCUAAAGCACCUUGCAAUCUGACUCCAAUCCUAAAAAUCAAAUAAAAAACCCUUAAUCAGGCUGUAAAUCAAAUGACACUAUGCGAUGUCACUACAGUGACAUCAGACAUCAUAUAGGAAUCAUAAUUUUCUAUUUUAAGAUUUUUAAUUCUGUGUGUACAUGUGACUGCAGUACACACAGCCAACAAGUGCACCAGAGACCCUACAGCUGGACUUAUAGGCAGUUCUAUGCCGCCCUGCGGAUGCUGAGAACCAACCCAACCUCGAUCCUCUGCAGUCCAUGUAGUUAACAUGCAAGAAGGGGUGGUAAGGCAAAAGCAGCCAUGAAAAAGGGUGAGGGAAAUAUGUCCUGUUCUUAACUCUGAGUCCAGGGAGAGUUGUGCACCCAACACCUUCUCAUGAAACAAUGGAAUAGUUAAUAAAUUUCAAAUUUCUCUGGUGGUAGCUUGAUUCGAACCAAAGUAUAAAAGAUAAUCACUAGCAAAUAAAAAUUUAAAAACAAAUUUCUGGGCUGGAGAGAUGGCUCAGCGGUUAAGAGCAGUGACUGCUCUUCCGGAGGUCCUGAGUUCAAAUCCCAGCAUCAACCUGGUGGCUCACAACUAUCUGUAAUGGGAUCCGAUGCCCUUUUCUGAUGUGUCUAAAGACAGCUACAAUGUACUUACAUAUAAUAAAUAAAUAAAUCUUAAAAAGCAAAAAAAAAAAAAAGGAAAUCCCCUCUUUUAAAAAAAAAAAAAACAAAUCUCUAUGCUCUUCAACUAAGACUGACUUUAAUGUUUAGUACAGAUAAAGUACUACGUGCUGUGGAUUGGUGCUUGUCUCACUAAACUAGCUGUUACAUGUUACACUGUAGAAUGUGAUUUGAUGGCUUAAUACUGUUCACAGGACCCUCUGGCUGUGCAAAUAUCCCAACAUUGGACCAAAACAUACCAAUCACCACUGUGUUGCUAGGUGAACCCUAGUGAAAAUUUAGCAUUGUGUGGGUCUUGAUGUUGAGGUGAAAAUCACAGAAAGGGUCUCACUUCUGACUGUAGAUUUGAAAUAUGUUGAUUUCCUGGGAUUUGUUUGUUUGUUUUUGUUAUUGUUUUGGAUGAAGCUCCGUAGGAAGCAUUUGAUGAACAUUCAACACCUGUCAUUCUUAUUUGUCAGAACACUGUAAACCACCUGAAACUUAUAAUGCAAAGUCAAGGUUUAUGUGUGAGUUGGUGCCCCCAUUAGGUUGUGUUUGUUCCCAUCAGUUUAGGGGGAGGAUCUGCUUCCCAACUGUUAAAUGUUACUAUCAAAUCUGCCUUUGAGUCUCACACCCUUGCAUCUGGCCUCACAGUUAUUUGGGAGAGGGAGGUUGCUCCAGUUGGUUAUGUAAUAGACAUCAUGACAUCAUUAUCUGUGUGACUUAGAGAAAGUGAGCACCCCAGCGCUCCUGGUCCUCACAUGUCAGACUAAAACCCCUUGUCACCUCCGUUCUUCUCAGAGUGUGGGGCUCAUCACUUGACCUGCUAUAACACAGGUCCCACGUGCACUGUUCAGGUGCACCCCCCCCCCUGCUGCCGAGCAACCGUCAGCUUGCCUGAAAUUAUGCAGAAUGAAAAAGCCUGUUUCUUUUUCCUUUUUUAUCCUGAUGCAUAUUAAAAAAAAUCACUGUGAUUUGUGUGUAUAUCUCUCUAUAUAUUUGCCCCAGGAAAACUUUCUGCUGUCUAAUUUAUAAAAUACUAUUACUGAGUCCAGGUUUGUUUAAUAAAAGUUUGUAUGUUUUAAGAAA
Messenger RNA from Mus musculus (house mouse), 4246 nucleotides. It is a transcript of the gene Prkx, whose product is annotated as protein kinase, X-linked. Gene Ontology annotation, molecular function: protein kinase activity; ATP binding; protein serine/threonine kinase activity. The transcript is spliced from 9 exons. Gene Ontology annotation, biological process: epithelial tube morphogenesis; endothelial cell proliferation; myeloid cell differentiation. The coding region runs from base 236 to 1303 and encodes 355 amino acids. The record is from RefSeq and is marked validated. Lineage: Eukaryota; Metazoa; Chordata; Mammalia; Rodentia; Muridae. Gene Ontology annotation, cellular component: cytoplasm; nucleoplasm; nucleus.